ACGCAAAGCGCGGGCGUGUGCACCCUUAAUCACCAAACCACCCCGAGUCCUCCCACGCUGCCAUAUAAAGCUCAGCGCGCUCGCAGAGUCCCCGCUGCCCACUCGUAUUUCGAGGCUUCACCACGAACAACACGUCGCCGGCAUGUCGGUCAACCCAACUGCCAUCAACGUCAACGACCCGACUCUGAUUACGCUUGUGAACAAGCUUCAGGAUGUCUUCACCACCGUAGGGGUCCAAAACCCCAUAGAUUUGCCCCAGAUUGCCGUCGUAGGAUCGCAGUCGAGCGGAAAGAGUUCGGUGCUGGAGAACAUUGUCGGUCGUGACUUUCUUCCUCGGGGAACCGGUAUCGUCACGCGAAGACCGCUCAUUCUACAGCUCAUCAAUCGCCAAUCGUCGAAACAGGCAAAUGGCGUCAAGGAAGAGAUCAAGACGUCGGAUGCAGAAUCCAACGUGGACGAGUGGGGCGAGUUCCUCCACAUCCCUGGUCAGAAGUUCCACGACUUCAACAAGAUACGAGACGAGAUUGUGCGCGAGACCGAGUCCAAGACGGGUCGCAAUGCUGGUAUCUCUCCCGCGCCCAUCAACCUGAGGAUAUACUCGCCAAACGUUCUCACGCUCACGCUCGUCGAUUUACCGGGUCUCACAAAGGUGCCCGUUGGUGACCAGCCGCGCGAUAUUGAGCGCCAGAUCCGCGAAAUGGUGUUGAAGCAGAUCAGCAAGCCCAACGCCAUUAUACUUGCUGUCACGGCAGCGAACACGGAUUUGGCCAAUUCGGACGGUCUGAAGCUGGCGCGAGAAGUGGACCCUGAGGGUCAGCGAACAAUCGGUGUGCUCACAAAGGUCGACUUGAUGGAUGAAGGAACCGACGUCGUGGACAUCUUGGCUGGGCGCAUCAUUCCCCUGCGGUUGGGCUACGUACCUGUCGUAAACCGAGGGCAAAGGGAUAUCGAAAAUAAAAAGGCGAUUUCAUCUGCCCUGGAGCACGAGCGGCAGUUCUUCGAGAACCACAGGGCGUACAAGAACAAGGCCGCCUACUGCGGUACACCGUAUCUGGCGCGCAAGCUCAACUUGAUCCUCAUGAUGCACAUUAAGCAAACACUCCCCGAUAUCAAAGCGCGUAUCUCCUCCUCUCUCCAGAAAUAUUCCGCCGAACUCGCGUCACUGGGCGAUUCGCUACUGGGGAACAACUCGAACAUCGUCCUGAACAUGAUCACGGAGUUCAGCAACGAGUACCGCGGCGUUCUCGAUGGCAACAACCAAGAGCUAUCAGCGUCCGAGCUUUCCGGUGGCGCUCGUAUCUCCUUCGUCUACCACGAACUGUACGCCAACGGUGUGAAAGCUGUGGAUCCUUUCGACCAGGUCAAGGAUGUUGAUAUCCGCACUGUGCUCUACAACUCGUCCGGUUCUUCACCUGCGCUUUUCGUUGGCACUACCGCUUUUGAGCUUAUCGUGAAGCAGCAGAUCAAGCGUUUGGAAGAUCCCUCGUUGAAGUGUGUCAGCCUGGUCUACGAUGAAUUGAUCCGCAUCCUCGGCCAGCUUCUUAACAAGCCAACCUUCAGGCGGUACCCAGGCCUCAAGGAGAAGCUUCAUCAGGUUGUCGUCAUGUUCUUUAAGAAGGCCAUGGAUCCCACAAACAAGCUCGUCAGGGAUCUCGUCGCCAUGGAGUCGUGCUACAUCAACACUGGUCACCCAGACUUCAUCAAUGGAUCUCGCGCGAUGGCAAUCAUACACGAGCGACAUAACGCAAGCAAGCCUCAACAGGUCGACCCUAAGACAGGGAAGCCUUUGCCUCCGGCAGUGCCGCCGCGGGCGUCAAGCCCAAGCUUGGGCCUAGAUGGUGGCGAAGGUGGUGGUUUCUUCGGCAGCUUCUUCGCUAGCAAGAACAAGAAGAAGAUGGCAGCUAUGGAGCCACCGCCAUCAACGCUCAAGGCGAGCGGUACGCUGAGCGAGAAGGAAGUGCAGGAGGUCGAGGUUAUCAAACUUCUCAUUACCUCGUACUUCAACAUCGUCCGCCGCACCAUGAUCGACAUGGUGCCCAAAGCCAUCAUGCUUAACCUCGUUUCGUGGACAAAAGAGGAGAUGCAGCGCGAGCUGCUCGAGAACAUGUACAAGACGGAGGAGCUCGAUGAUUUGCUGAAGGAGUCUGAGUACACUGUUAGGCGGCGCAAGGAGUGCCAGCAGAUGGUGGAGUCGUUGGGCAAGGCAAGCGAGAUCGUUAACCAGGUGCAAUAGAGGUACGCAGAUUCGGAAGUGUCUGCACCUGGAAUGCGUAAUGCUUAAGUCGGCUUUGUGGAGAGUGAGCAUAUACAGCAGCUGUGUGGUGUCGUUUGGUGGUUUGGGACCAAUGGGGGAUGGGUCGUCGUGUGCGUACUGCGUGCAGAGCAUAGAUGGAUAAGACGAGCGGUUCGGCAGGCAUGCUGAGAUAGAUAUACCAAUUCUUGUC
Molecule: messenger RNA, 2444 nt
Organism: Paraphaeosphaeria sporulosa
Lineage: Eukaryota; Fungi; Ascomycota; Dothideomycetes; Pleosporales; Didymosphaeriaceae
Exons: 6
Coding region: 143-2233 (696 amino acids)
Biological process (GO): peroxisome organization
Cellular component (GO): membrane; microtubule; peroxisome
Molecular function (GO): GTP binding; GTPase activity; microtubule binding
Source: RefSeq, a predicted model, not a curated record